AUGGAAGAGCCUGCACCUGAGGCCUUAGGGCCUACCGAACAAGGGCCGUUCAAUGAUCUCCCUGCUGGCUAUCAGCAGGUGAUGAGCCCAAGUGGCGGGACUGCGCGGGUGAUCGGACCUCACACAGACGAUGAUCGCAGGCCAAACGGCGUGGACCGGGCGGCCAGAGAGAUCCCUGCAACGGAACCUGACUACGAUCGAGCCUUAAGGGCUACCGGAAUUGGCGCGACGGGCGUAACCGGACAAGGCACGCCGACGACGCAUGGUUUUUCUGGUGUUGCUGGAAGACUUCGAGAAGGCGGCGAUGCUGACAUCGGAGCGAGCAGUGCUGGAACGCAUGGUGGUCUGGAGGGAGUAUUGACGGCCAGCAAUAGGCCUGAGGCCGUGGGACCUUGCGAGCAAGGAGGUCGUGAGAGAAGUGAUGGACUGUUGUUUAGAGGAGGAAGCCGGGCAGCGGCCACUACUGGAUCAGAUUUCGGUUUUAUGUGGCCUUCGCCGUUGCCUUCACCUACUACAAGGUCUAUCAAUGGAGAUGAACAAGUAUCCACGACCUCUGGAAAUGUGAUAGCACAGCAAGGUGCUGCGGCGAUGAAGUGGUUGUCUAAGCUGGGCGACUUCGUGCAGCGCCGAGUCGCGCAGCAGACGCGGCCAGGCGAGCAGACGACAGUGGUCCAGGAGACAGUGUGGUCGCCAGGGCACGGGACUCGGACGGAGACUGAGCCAUUGUUUGAUCGUUCGCAGAGCAGAAGGUUGAGGGACAUGGCUUUGGCAGCUCCUCAGCUGUAUGGGACCGUGCAGCGGUCGGGCGGAGGUUCGGACUCGUCGAGGUCGUUUACCAAGGAGCAGUUAGAGACCGAAGUGAGAAGACAAGUCGAACAGGCGAUGGAGGAGCAGAGGAGCGUGAGUGAAGAGAACCAGCGCCUUCGGCUUGAAGAGCAGGUAGAGUAUAUCAACCAGCGUCUCGAAGGCAAUCUUGCAGGACUUCCUGGACACAGUCGUGAGCAAGGGGGUGCAAACGAGAAUGUGGAACGGGUUUCUGAUCCUAGGGGCAAUCCAGGUGUACUUUGGGAACAUGAUGGAGGGCAGGGCGGUGAUCGGGCCUUGAGCACUCAUGGAGACAUGAGAGCCGACAAGCGCGGGAACAUGCUCUUGAACCUCAAGCUCUUAAUGUACCCGGCGGCAAUCCUGAAGGACUUCCGAGGCGUGACGGUCGUUGGGGUGAUCAGUCCUCAAGCAACCGUGGAGUGCUCGGAGGCAAUCUUUCAGGACUUCCGGGACACAGUCGUGAGCAAGGGGGUGUUGGGAGAGCAAGGAGUCAAAGUCCACCAAGGUCAAAUCUACUGGGCUUUGCGGGUUUCUACGGGAACUCGGAGGGGCAUGAAGUUCGACCGGGACCUACGGCAUCAACAAGUCAGGGUGCUGCGGGUAAAGAACGGAGUGCUGGUUUUCAGAGUGAUAGUGUUUUCGGAGGCAAUCUUGCAGGACUUCCGGGACACAGUCGCGAGCAAGGGGGUCGUGUUUUUAGUGAUAAGCCGGGCAUCUACAGUGGUCCUUAUGAGAAUGUGCCGGGCAUCUACAGUGGUCCUCCUCCAGGUCUUUCUGGUGAGCAUCAAGGCGUUCCAGGAGGUGGAGCACCAGGUGAUCAGACUGGUCCUUCCAUUGGCGGCUAUGGCGAUGCAGAUGGGAAUGAAUGCGGCCAAACCAGAGACGAUAAGGCCGGGAACCACAGCUUCGGAGUUGCCUAAGCUUAGCGAGGCGGACGAGAUGGCAGCGAUCAACGUCGGGGAUUGGUUGCAUGGCCUGAGCGGGCCCAUGGGCGAUCUUACGGAUGGGAGCGCUAUGUGGUGGUCACAAGUUCUCAUGUGUUUGGAAGCAUACUACAAGGACUAUGUCAAUGCGUCAGCGGUGAAGAAGUUGCAGCUACGGGCGGAUGACUACGCCAAUGCUACGCUCAAGGAGGCCAAGUGGUUGCGGGUGGACAAAAGAGCAGCGUCUAUGCUCUUGCAAUCGAUCCCAGAAGCCAUACGCACCGAGGUCUUGGCCAACAGGUUGCAGACGACGCUUUCAAUCUUGGCGAGGAUACUGACGAUCUACAGGCCGGGUUCGUCUGUGGAAAGGCAGCAAGUCUUGAAGGCCUUAGAGCAGCCCGGCUCGGCGUCUACACCCAUGGAGCUCGUCGAGGCUCUUCGAAGGUGGGCACGAUGGCUAAAGCGGGCACAGGACCUGGGGUUGCAAGUUCCUGACCCCUCGAUCCUGUUGCGGGGUUUGGACCAAGCUUCAAAGGCUCAGCUGGAACGGCACGGUGAAGUGGCUUUCCGGACCAACAUGCUGCGCUAUGGUUUGGAGUUGGACUCAGCUCCUAGCCUUCCGUCUGUGAUGAAGUAUCAGUCCCAUUUGCUUGGCGAGUUUGAGCAGAUAGCAUACCGGGGGCGCUCUAAGGGCACUACCAGUACGGCACCUGCCGUGCGAGCUGUGGGCACUGGGGGAAAUGAUGGUGGCAACGCUAGCCCUGGUAAAGGUGCUUCCUCUCCGGUGCCGGGGACCCUCCACGGCGGGAUGAAGGCAAGGGAGGACAACCUCCUCGACUACGACCACUGGGGACCGGGAGCAGCUUCAUCGGGUUCGGCAUCUACGGGGGCGUCAAUGGACUCGAGCUCUACGGCUGGUUCGUCGGCGGCUGGAGUAACCGGAGAAGCUCCGGCGGGAGCUCGGGAUGUAGAUGAUUUCCUACGGAACGCUACCCAGGUGCUGAAGUUGAUGACGGAGCAACAUGUGGGCAGUAGACCGGGACCCUCUAUGAAGAUGCUGAAGAAAGUGAUCAAGGACUAUGAAGGCAAGAUGGCUUUGGUUGAUUCGGGAGCUACGCACCCGUUGAGGACGGCAUCUUCAGAAGAAUGGGGUGUUGCAGGCGAAGUCGACGUGGUGGUGGCGGGGGACGGUGUGAAGCGGAUGCGCCAGAAUGACACGGGCACGUUGCUUAUGGAACCGGCGACUACUAGAGCGCAAACUAUAUUGCCGGUUGGAAGCUUGGUGGCUGUGCUGGGCUACGAGCUAGUGUGGACCAAGAAGAAGUGCGUUCUGAGAGCGCCCGAUGGGAAGGAGCUGGCGUUGAAGGUUUCGUCGGGCUGCCCUGAGGUAAGCGAAGCAACGGCGCUUGAGUUGAUCGCGAAGAUUGAGCAGGAGAAGUUAGCUCAACUUUCGGAGAACGUGGAGAGCACGAAGCAGGCCAUGCUGAGGGCUCGUGAGGUUGAGCUUGAUCCAUGCUGGGAAAAGAGCGUUCGGGAGUAUGUUGCCAAGGGAAAGUUCGAAGAUGGCUUCCGCGCGAUGGCGACUGCGCCCUGGGCAACGGAAGAGCUGCGCGAGGACUUGGCAAGGAUCAUCACGGAUCUUCCCACAGGUGAGAAGGAGGCCUGGGAGCUCAUGCAAAUGUUGGGCUUCAACAGGAGGAUGCGGAAGCGACUGAUGAGCAAGGACUGGGUGGUGAAGAUGUGCAGCGGUCGUCGUUCGUCAGUGGACAAGGUGUUCAAGGCGGUGGAGAGCAACGGAACGGUUGUUUUGGAUGUUGAUGUACAGCGGCUUCCUCUGUUGGACAUCCUUAAGGCGGGCCCCGGCGUGAUGAAGUUACUACUUUGGGGUGCGGCUACGGGAAGAGUGGCGGCAGUCUUGUCGGGUUUACCAAGGCACAACGCUCUGGAGCACACGCUGAGGGCGGUGGUACUUAGUGAGGUGGCUACAGCGGGGAGAGCGGCUAUGUGUGCUGAGGUGGAUGUUCCCUUGGAUGGCGUUGCUUUCUCAUUGUGGGCGUCUUCUGAGUCGGAGCAAGAUGAGUCCUCUUUGGCGUGGGUUUUCAAGUGGUUUCGGAGGUGGAUUGCCGAAAGGCACAUGGAUGUUCAUCACUUUGACCAAGGAGGUUUAGGACAUCCUAUGCGGAGACCUACGACGAUGGCAACCAACCUGGAUGUAGCAGAGCUCAAGGGUGUCCAAGAUGCAAGGGCGGAUGAAGGUCAUGCUGGUUCGUGGUCCUCGUGGGCUCCUAUGAUGGUGCGAGUGCUGACGCGGUGGACAGACGGGCGUGGGAAAGGCAUUUGGCCAAUGAUCAUGUACCAUAUCGUCCAGAUUGUCUUCAGUGUAUACACAAUGCAACAGGACGACCUCAUCGAAAGUGUAAAAGGGGAAAGAUAUGCAGUGGUGUUCACUUACCAGUUCCCGAAGCAGAAGUUGAUUCCAGAAGACCAACCCAUUCCUGAUGAUGAGCUGGAUGGGUGGGACCUUGAUGCAAGGGAAGUGGAGUUAGGCAAGAACACUGUUGAUGAGGAGGAGUGUGAUUACUCUCCUGAUGAAGGCCCAGACCCUCAACUUUCACCCGAAGAGGAAAGUGAACUUCGACGAGUGCAACGAGAACGUCCUAUGGAACUCCUGGAGCAGGUUGGUAAUGUUUCGCCAGCAGCCAAAGCAGCAAAGAAGAAGGAAGUUUCAGAUGAUUGGUGGGAGUUUCGAGAAUCUACGGGCGUCCUUGUUCGGCAUCACGUUACUCCUCGCAUGUCGUUGUUCAGGCCUACGUCAUGGAAUGGUUGUCCGGUGCCGCCUAGCAAGCUGGAUUACACCAGGGUGACGGAGGUGAAGUAUGUGAGCGGCGGUGUGGACACGGAGACGUCGGAUUGGCAUGGACCACAAUCGGGAUCGCGCGUGUUAGAGAAGCUGUGGACGGGAAGGACAAUGUUUCGGAUUUCUACAGCAGAGGUUCCCGAGGAUGAGGAGGAGCUCAAGAAGGAUGAAGAAACGUGGGAAAAGCUUAUUGGUGACCUGACGAAGCCAGUGGAGAUGGAUACGAUCUACAUGGUGUACCCGGUUCGUGCCAGGCGAGGAGGUGAUGCAAUGUUAGCAGUACAAGAAGCUGUGUUGCGGUUGAAACUGCUUGGACUACCGGUGGCCAGGUUACAUUCUGAUCGCGGCUCAGAGUUUGCGUCUAAGGGGCUGCGAAAAUGGCUGUUGGACCACGAUAUCUACCACACCCGUUCAGAAGCUUUGGUGCCGCAGACCAAUGGCGCAGCUGAGAGAGGAGUUCGUUGGUUUAAGACGAUGGCCAAGGUGUUGAUGGCGGAGGCAAAGGUGGGUUUGAAGUUUUGGACGCUGGCUAUGCAACAUGCAGCUAACCGCCGAAUGUAUGAGCGACUUGGACUAUCCAAGCCAAGGUUGCUACCCUUUGGGUCCAAAGUGAUGAUCAGACGAAAAGUGUUUGGCAACAACAAGAAGUAUGACCUCACGGACCGGUGGGAGGAGGGCACCUACUUGGGUUUGUCGGACUCCAUAAAGGGCGGUGCGAUUGUUCUACGGGCGAGCGGUGUACUAACGGAGACCCUGAACUUGAAGACUGACGUUGUUGACCCUCAUGCACUACUAGCAGCUCCUAAAGAAGGUGACGGUGAUGAUGGUGGUGGGGUUGGUGAAAUUCCUGUGGGUGAAGUACCAGUCGUUGACCUACCUGAACCAGAUCACCGAUUAACGGGGAAGCAGCCACCACCGUUGAUGAGGAUGUUGAAGCCUACGGCAGGGAAUCCAGAUGCGGUACCUUCUGGCUGGACUAUGAGAACGCUUGUUAAGGAGCAAGAAGAUAGGGCCAGGCAUUACUACAACAUGGGCAAGUUCGAUGGGGAUUCCUGUGCGGAAGUGCUACGAGAUGUUCACCUUGGAGGCAAGGCCAAAAGGAAAACGAGAGGGGCGCAAACUUCGGCUCUAGUGCUUGGUGGGUACGUUCAUGGAGGAAUGCGCGGAGCUACUGAUGUCACCUACCGGCGACCCUGGCUCACCAAGUACUUGAACAUGGUGCUGCGACAAAAGACGAUGGAAACAACGAAGUAUGAGCCAAGGUGGGCAACGCUGGGAGUCUUUAAGGCAGCUGAUAUUCCCCCUCAUCGUGACCUACGGAAUAAGCCUGGCAUGCCAAACUUCGUAAUGGAGGUGGGCGAGAGGACUGCAGAAGGGUUGUGGUUGUCAGACGCUCAUGAGGUAUGUGAAGGUGAUGGUACCGGUGGUGUAGACUUAAGUCAAGAGCUUCCUGAUGGCACCGUGGUUGAAGGAAGAGUGGUUGAUAUCAAGAACAAAGUGGCGGUGUUUGACCCAAAGAAGUUCCACUCUUAUGUUCAAGGAGAAGAUGAAGGUCGAUGGAUCAUAGCAGCUUUUACCCCAUUGAACGCGGAGGCCAUCCCCGUGAGUGCUGCAGCGUUUCUCAAUAGGUGUGGGUUUCCACUGGAAGGUACAGGAGUUGAAGUACAUGAUGUGGAAGAUGAGCCGUUGAGUAACUGGGUCAGUGAUACUGAGGUAGCCACCGAUGAGGAGGAGGAUGAAGACGAGUUAGAGUACCGGGCGAGGGUUCUACGUUGUGAACUUCAGGAGGAGACGGACGAGAGUGCAGCUUCCGCCUACCACAUCGCAAUGCAGCGGGACUUUGAGCAGUGCGUCCAUGACCUGGAAAUGGAACGGGUUCGCGCAUUGAAGAAAGUCAUGAAGGUCUCGCCAGGCGAAGCAAAAGAUGUUGAAGUGGAGGAGCUGUUAAAGACUUUAGAUGGUCACCUUGAAGUAGUGCAUAACGUUAGCCUGCCGGAAGUCAAGAAGUACAUCCACCUAUGGAAGGAGGCAAUCCUCAAGGAGGUCAAUGCGUUGAUGGACUCGGGAACAGUGACGCGUCUGUCUCCAGAGCAAACACGCGAGUUGAAGAAAUGUGGGCUUACGGUGUUGCCUGGAAAGGCAGUAUUCACUGUCAAACCUCCAGCAGAAGCUCAAGGACCUGCCCGGUUUCGUCGCAAGUGCCGGGUAGUGGUUUGCGGCAACUUUUUGCCGGCGCAGGGACAGAAUGUGUACGCGUCGGGUACUUCAGCCGACACUUUACGCAUCGCGAUAGCGAUCGCGGUGAAAAUGGGCUGGCGGAUCGGCAGCACCGAUGUGGCGAAUGCUUUUACGCUGGCGCCAAUGCCAAGGGAGCUUCUAUAUGCGCUGGUUCCCCCAACGAUUGUGGUGUUAGCCGGAGCUGCAGCCCCGGGAGAAACAUGGCAGAUCACACGGGUGCUUUACGGUUUAAGAGAGGCUCCGAGACUUUGGGGUGACUUCAGGAAUCGUAAGUUCGUUGAUGCGGUGAUCCAUGUGGGAGACAAGGUUGUGGUGCUGACAGCAACGACUACCGAUGAGAACCUAUGGAAGGCGACCUAUCAAGGGGAGGAUCAGCUACAAGGCCUCGUUUUGGUGUAUGUAGACGACAUCUUGAUGAUGGGAGAAAAGGCCUUGGUUGAGGCGAUCUACCAGUGGUUGGUGAAGGAUUGGAAGUGUUCAGACCUUGAAUGGGCUGAGGAUGGGUCGCUCAGGUUCCUUGGUAUUGAGUUGCGGGUUUGCGGAGAAGGUGUGCAUCUAUCCCAAACUGGCUACGUACGUGAUCUACUACGACAACAUGGAGUCCCUGAAGAACCAGGUCUAGGUCUCACUGUACCAUGCAACCGAGAGUGGCUGCAGGAUGGAGAAUCCGACGAAGAACCGGAACCACCCCAAGAAGCUGAAGUGAAGUUGGCUCAGAAGGCAACGGGGGAAGCUUUGUGGUUAUCGACGCGAAGCAGGCCGGAGCUAGCACAUGCUGUGGGCUGUAUGGCAUCGCAUGCCUUGAAAAGGCCUCUGAGGGCGCUUGAGAUAAGCAAGAGGAUCCUGAAGUACCUAGCACGUUCUGUUGAGUAUGGCAUUUGGUACAGGGUCAAUGAAGAUGAUCCGAUGAUGGUCGUGUACUCGGACGCCAGUUACGCCCCGGGAGGAGGACGUUCGUUUGGGUCGACAAUGGCUCAGGUUUGUGGUAUGCCGGUGUCAUGGAGGGCGUCUAAGCAACCAAUAAUCACAUUGUCGGUUGCAGAGGCGGAGCUCUACGAAGGGUGCGCGGCAGUGCAGUUGGGACUGGGAGUGAGUGCUCUUUUGUCGGAACUGUCUUGGGAUCCAGUGAUGCACCUGAGGAUCGACAAUGCGGCCGCUCAGGGCUUGGCGAGCGAAUCGCCGGGCACGUGGAAGACCCGGCACCUACGUAUACGAGCCCGCUUUUUACGGCAGGAGGUUGCGGCACAGCGGCUGGUGAUUUCUCAUGUGUGUGGAAGCUUGCAAAAGGCCGAUUUGGGCACCAAGGGCUUCGACCUGCCAAAGUUCAAGACGCUGAUGGACUUGUGGCAGAUUGUUCCGGGCACGAUCCAAGGAGCUACGAAGGCAGCUUUGAGAACUUUGAGGACGACUAAUCAGUCGGGCAUGCUGUUGUUUGUGGUUAUCUGUCUGUGCCUAGUCAAAGGGGUCCAAGGGAAAGAAGAUUUGCCGUUAGAUGGAUCCAUGGAGUUCUACUUCGUUGCAGUGGUUUCUCUGAUUGCGGCGGUGGGAAUAUGGGAAUUCCUGAAGUAUGUCAAGAAUAAGGUUUGGUCAUGGUGGAGAGACGCCGAGGGGAGUUUGAAGAAGAUGGACCUAGAGGAAGCAGAGAAACGUUUUCACCUACGCCGACCGGGUGGCAACGAGGAGCUGAAGGCAAUCUGGGCAGGUUUGAGUACAGUCCCCAGCCUUCAGCAGUUGAACAACCGAAGCGAAAGGGCUGAUCGCGGCCACGGGGGCAAACAGCAAGUGGCUCCACGCGUUCACCUCAGAUUGAUGCGCGAUGGCUACCUCUUCAAGGGCAAGGCCUGUGCGGUCAUCGGCGGAGGCGACUCCGCCAUGGAAGGCCGACAGAGAGGUGGCUCCGAUGCUCUUACCAUAGAGCUGAACGAUGGAGCCAUGAUGGGUGAACUACAGUUCCGGUCGGCAGCUGGAGCUGAGUUUGACUAUUUGGUGUUCGAGGUCCUAGGGGAUCGCUUCGAGAGAUUGGGCCUUGCAGUAGGAGAAGUGAUCGAGAAGUAUGAGGUGAACAGCGAUGGUAUGUUUGUUGACUUGACCUAUCGCGGGACGGACAGCUCUUAUUAUCAGUGGUACAUUGACAAUAAGGGAAAGGCAGGUGGGUUGCCUGCAGAUUCGUACCAUCAUCUCUGCCGUCGUCAUGCCUCACGCUGUAGCAAGAAUUUUGGCAUGAAAGAUGUGAUUCAUGUUCAGAAGUGGGCGCCUAUUUCUCGAAAUUCAGCAAGCGAUCUACUUGAGUCCUGGGGGUGUCCUAAACUGCCCCUUUUGCGUAUUCCUUCCCGAAAGCCCGUCACGAGCACAAGUGGAGACCGCCGCGAUUCCCGACAGGUGGCUACUCAGGCCCUCCCAGCUCCUAAGGCGGAGAACUUUGAAGAAGGCGGGGAGGCUGAGGAGGUGGAGGUUGAGGAACCUCGGCCGGCGACGAAGCGUCGGAAGAAGGCCUUGCCGCGGGGCCAUCGACCGCCCACGGCCUUAGAUGCAAUGCUCGACGAUACUUUGGAGGAGUCCAGAGGCGAGAGCAAGGACAACAAAGUUGAGAAGAAGUUGGGGGAGCUCAGGGCGAAGCUCAUGGGCAAGAAGGCGGAGGUCAAAGGGAAGGAGCCCGGCUCAGUGUUGGCUGGGCGGGCGAUGGAGGUUGCUGAGAAGGGCAAGCCGAAGAAGGUCAGAAAGGCAGAUUCCGUGGCCAGAUCCAUCCAGAAGGCUUUGGUAAAGGCUAGCCGGAGCCGAGGCUCGAAGGAGGAGGCCUCCUCAGAUGAUAGUGAGGGGGAAGCCGAGGAUGAAGAGGACGAGCUGGACUUCGGUGGCAGCGGCGGCUGGGAACAGCGGCGCCGCAAGCUCAGAAGGAUUGCUGAGGAAAAGCCUGGCAAACUUUUGCUGUCGGGGUUGCAAAGCAUGCAGGAGCAGUUGGGGCAGAUCUCAGGCGAGGAUGGUUCGGCGACUUUGAGCCCAAUUAUGGUGCGUUACUUGAUGACGAUGGUCUUGCCAGCCCACCCCGUGAAGAGCAUAGGCGAGAGCAAGUACCGGGAGUUGAGGACUUUGUGCCAAACCAUGGAUGCCCUGCUCAAAGGCAAAGUGGACACGGCAGGCGAUAUCCUUAUGCAACGGUUUAAGUCCCAGGUUAUGGCUUUGCGGGAUAACUCCGAGAAGUGCGGUCGCUUCCUGGAGCUCAUCCCCGAGGACUCGGUUGGGGUAAGCCCCGAGGAGACUUUCUUUGCGAGGGAUCUCGCGCACAGGACGGCCAAGGCAGAUAAGCACCCGAAGGAGGAGGCCCCAUCGGCGGAGGAGGCACCAGCCGAUACACCGAGGCCGAAGGAGGAGAGGAAGGUGACGUUUCGGGAGGAGGUGACCACGGAUCGCCAACGAGACGAAGAGAGCAUGGAAGGACAGAGUGUUCAAGACGGCGAGGGGCGAGCUCUAGGGGUGUUGGCCCCUGGGGGAAGUGAUCCGGGUGUUGGCCCGUGGGUUUUUAAUGGCGGCUGCCAGCCUGUGCCCUGUACAGAGCCCGGUGUUGGCCGGGUGGCGGGCGGGAGGGCGCAUGCCUUUGAUGAGCUGAAAGGUGUUAUGCUGGAGGGUUGUGAUAUGCUUUGUGAUCGAAGGCUCCAUGGUCUCCUACGUGAAGGUUUGCCGGAUAAGCGCUGUGUGUUGCAAUUGGGCAUUACGCUGCUACAGCUCCUGUUGCUUUCCCCACGAGAUGGGGCUCUUUGGUCCGGAGUGUCAGCUCUGGUGAAAAAUACAGCCACGCCAACUCUGCGGGCAACUGGCGAGGAGAUCAUCCGGUUGCUGGUGGUUGUUACGAUCAAUGGUGAAUAUUCUGACUGGUGUGGUCCGGGUUUUGCUCUUUGUGAUUUCCCGGGUAAUGUCUGCCAAGCGGAAGCUUACGCCCAUUUGGAUGAGUUAUGCCGGUACUUCUCGAGAGAUCCUCUUUGUGAAAAUUGUGGCCUCACCCCGGAUGCGGUGCUUAAGACCAAAGGUGUUGAUUACACGGGUGAAGAAGUACUGCACGCGCUUCCUUUGAAGGUGGGGGAGCUAUUGCCGGGACUGCCUGCCGAUGGCGUUGCGGGAACUCUUCAGGCGGCGGAUGUGGCUGAGGGCGAGGUUGCAAAAUGGUUGUUGGAUCCCAACCUCACAUUGCUGCCGGAAGAUAAAUGGUGUUGCUCUGGUCGGGCGAAGAUCAACGAGGUUGAUGGUAUUGCGGGUUACAUUGGGCCGCCAGCGGAAAAGAUCUUGGAGACGGGUGUUUUGAGUUCAGACGUCCACUUCUAUCAAUUUUGGACGGAUGUUGGCCUCGUGAUCAAUUCCGGCCGGCGGAUGCUGGAGCAAAUGAACUGUGGAAACGUGCAUCAGUUUCAGCCGGCGGGAGCCAUGGAUGUUCAGCAUAGUGUGGGACCCCGCGUGUUGGCGAUUUCUAUCUUCAAUGACAUAGGCUCGUUGAUGGUGGCGUUGACUCGAUUGCCAUGUCAGGUGGUAGGCUAUGCGAGCUGUGAAACAAACCGUGAAAAGAAGCGGGUGAUUCGCAGGCGUUGGCCUGGGGUCAUCGAAUUGGGUGAUAUUGCCAACGUGGAUGAAAAGUUGGUUGAUCAUCUUCAACGCUCGUUUGGCAAUCAUCUGGACCUCGUUUUAGUGGGAGCAAGUUGCCCUUACCAACGAGGUUCUCAAGGGCCGGACUCACGCGAAGCUAAGCUUUUUGCUGAGCUGAUGCGGGUUAUUGACCUUUUGAAGUCGUGGUUCACUGUCCCUGUUCACUUCUUCAUUGAGAAUCUUGCGUGUCUCCGAGACUCGGAUUUCGAGUGGUUCAACUCCACGUUGCAGGUGAAGCCCAUCCUCAUUGAUGCAAAGUGGUGGAGGCUUGGCUUGAACCCGACGGAAAAUGGCCUCACCUUCCGCCGUGGAUCGCUGGAAGGCGGCAAGAGCCUGAAAGCCCAGAUGGUAUCGGAGCAAAUUCAAUCUCGUUACGCCAAUGCAGUUCUUCAUGUGUUGCUUUUUCUGGCGGAUAUGAACACUAGCCAGCUCUCCUGGGAUAGUUUUGAUGAGUCAGUUUGUUGCUGGGUUGAAGCGGCCUAUGCAGAAGGAGAGCACAAAACAUUGGUGAACUUUGCUUUGGCUGGACUACAGUUCUUUUUGCCAGCUUGCGUGGGCAAGUUAAAGCAAUCGUGGCGAUUAGCAAAGGUUUGGCAACGUCUGGAACCUCCCGUUAGAGUUCUGCCAAUUUCGCCGCUGUUGCUAGGAGCUUUUGCAGGCGCGGCUAUCCGUAUGGGUUUUCUGCCAGAAGGCGCUGCUUUGCUGAUUGGGUUUGAUUGCAUGUUGCGCUCGGGAGAGCUUUACAACUUGUGUCGCAAAGAUAUCACGUUCUUACGUGACAAAGCUGUGCUUUGUUUGGGCAAGAGCAAGUCUGGCAAGCGCACUGGAGCAAACGAGCUUGUGGUCGUGGAGUCACAGUGCGCAGUGUUCUGGCUGCGUGAAGCUUGUCGUCACUUGCGAGCUUCGGACAAGCUACUCGGCCGCGGCGACAGGUUCUUCCGAAAGCUGUUCUACGAACUCAUUGAUGUCCUUAAGAUUCAGGGACUUCUCACAGUUUACAGCUUGCGCCGUGGUGGGGCCACUUGGAACUUCUUGCUUCAUGGAAGCAUGGAGAAAACGCUCCUACGAGGACGCUGGUCCAGUACGUCGACUGCCCGCAUUUAUUUGCAAGAUGCCGCGGCAACGGUGAGCCACUUACAGCUGAGUGACUGGCAAAUGUCAAUGGCCAGAGAUAUGGCCCUGAUGCUGGCCCGCAUCUGCAGCUCAGUGAACCUCAUCCACCGGAGGGAUACUUUCCGGGCCAGCUUGGUGCUGCAGCAGCGGGUGUUGAACCACCCGCACAUCACGGUUCGGUGGAACACAGCGGUUAAGCGCUUCGCUGGCCAAACGGCAAGCGAUGGGGAAGGCGACGAGCGGAAAGAGCUGACCCACUUGGAGUUGGCCGACACACAGGACAGCUCCGUGGAGUGGCAGCUACCGGUCGACGCCGCCUUCAUCGCCAUCGGCCACGAUCCCAACACCCGACUCUUCAAGGGGCAGGUGGACAUGGACGAGACCGGCUACAUCCACGUGAAUGGCCCGACCAAGACGUCAGUUCCCGGCUUCUUCGCCGCAGGGGACGUUGCAGACAAUGUCUACCGGCAGGCGAUCACGUCUGCCGGCUCCGGCGCAAUGGCCGCGCUGGAUGCCGAGAGAUAUCUCUCGGACCUUGUAAACUUUGAUUUCCUGAAGAACACCAUACCGUACCAAGGUACGGGUCGAGUGACUCGGCGUGUCAAGUUUCGCCGAGUGGGCGUCUAUGUGCAAAGAGGGCCAGCUUUUGAUGUGGACCUUCCCAUCCAGUCAGAAUUCAAUGUGCAGCGGGACCAGGCCACUCAGCUGGCAGAUGUUGGGGGUGCCGGGCCCAAUACUAUGAUUGGCAACCGCUUGACACUCAUUGCCACAAGGGAUGACCCUCGCUACUCCAGGUUUGUCGAACUGAUGGUGGAAGACUUUGCAAAUGCCCUCGGAACUUCCUCUGACGAGGCCGUGGAAGGGCCCCGCUCAGGGAAUGACGAGUGGCAAUGGGCCCGCUAUGUGGAGGAACACCUGCAUAUGGAAUUCCUGGAGGCCUACUUUCCUCACCAUGUGCUUGAGCUGGAAAGGCUGAUGGACCAAGUGCAAGAAACAGUGUCGAGUAUCCCGCCACCGGACGAAGGGGAAACCAUUGUGGAGUGGCUUCGGAGGUCCCACUCCAAUCGUUUGCUUGUGAUGCCGUCGCUUCAGCGCACCCUGCACGGGCUGAAUGCGGCCUUGCCGACGGUGGACCAAAGAGUGAUCCAACAGGGGAUUCCUCCGCUGGGGGAGUGGAUCCUCUCGACCCUGGAGUUCUCGAGAACGGCGCGCGUGGAAGGAGAUGACGCAUGGGUGCUCCACCUUCUCCGAGGUCGCAUCAGUGCAAGGGCGGACCUCCGAUAUCGAAGGCGAGGGUUCCAAGUUCUGUGGGAGCUUGAGCAGGCUCUCCCAUACGGGCGUCCCAUGGGCAUGGAAGCUCCGGAAUAUGUGGUGACGUGGGUCUAUUACGAGGAAGGGGAGCUCUAUGAAAUAUUGGGGCGCCUCUGCCCGGACCAGGAUGAGCCUGAUGCUGCAAGCAUGGUACAACAUGGAGUCAGGAAGAAGUGGCUCAAGCCAGCUGACGGGGGUCGUCGCAGAGGGCAGAAAGGGCACCAGGGUAAGGGCAGCAAGCCGAAACCUGAGAAGCGGGACCCGAGGCCACCGCCUGCCCCGCGUGCUCCUGCUGAAGCCAGGUGCAAAAUCACUGAGAGUACCAGGGUUCUCCGGCCGAGAGCAGCACGAGGGAGAGAUUCGCAAACAGCAGAAGCAGGGUCAGGGUCAGGGGCCACCUCCUCUACGGACAGACCAGCAAUGGAAGCCGAGGACCCGCUCACCAUUGACGAGGCUGUUGCUGUGUGGUCCAUCUUGCUUGGACUAGCACAGGAAGAGGAGGUCGAUGAAGAUCCGGAGGUAGUGGUAGGUGAGUAUGCCAGGAACUCGGUGGUCGAGACCUUCUUGAACUAUAACGCCCGUGACAGGCUCAGGUUCAUUCUGGCAUUCCAAGGGGUUUUGAGCAGGGUCAUGAGAAUGAUCGGGAUUGCCAUUGAAGAAGCACUCCAGGAGGAGAACAGCAGACCAGCCCUCGUUCCGCACGAACCAGACGACAGCUCGCUGAUGCAAGUGGGCCUGGUGACCAGCGAGAACGAAUGGACGGCUUUCCUCUUGGACUUACGCCAUGCAUUGGAGGGCAUGACAAAAGAUGCCCGACUCUCAAAUGCACAGCUGUUGCAUCGGUGGUUGGACCACAGGUGCUGCAAUGAAGCUGCUGGGUUCUGCCUGGGGCACAUGCAGGGCAGGGUGGGGCAACUCGUGGCAGUGCUGGUGACGGCCAUCGAAUCUGCGAGGGAGGUCGAGCAAGCUUGCCCGCAUCACCUUGGCUGGUGCGAGGUAUGGUACCGGCGCCUGUCGCUCUUCUUGCCAACGCACCCGGGCUCAAGGAAGGCACGUGGCCUGCCGCAACUGGCAGGCGAGCCGGACGUGCCGCACGGCCUCUCUGCUGCGGCUUACCAGGAGUGGGAGGACUGGGAGCUGUCGCAGGCGAUGUCGCAACCCCCUACCAUGAAGCGGACCUUUCUCGAGGUGGAGAUCGCAAGUGGAAGCGGAGAAGUACCCAGGGUGACGACAGUGGCCAAGUUGGCUUUGCCGAGUGAUGGCAGUGCCUUCCAGAUCACGGGUAGGGUUGUGCAAGAAGAUGAGCCAUCAGCAGGUCUUCUGUCUGCGAGGAAAGAUCGAGCGGGCGUCAAGUACACCUGUGAGAUCACUGGCAGCCCAGCCACUCUCGUGUGCUCUGAAUGCCCUGUCUACUUCGCCACCUAUGACCACUUCGAUGUGUGGUGGAAGGGCAUCGGGAACCUCAUCGCGCAGGACAUCGUAGUCCUCCGAGCACCGCCGAAGAUGAUCGGCAGUGAGGAGGAGCGGAAAAGACGCGCCGAGGAGUUGAUGGGCAUCAGAAAGGAGCUGUUGGAGUUGUGCACGGAGACCGCGCAGAAAUUCCUCGUACAGGGGAAGUACGAGCUCGCAGUGCCUGGAGCGCUCCAGAGCCUGAAGUUCGCCAUCGAGGUCUUCGGAUCGGAGGCGUCUGAGCUGGUGCCCUCGUACCUGCUCCUAGCUGAGGCCAAUCUGGGUCUCCGGCGACUGAAAAUCGCAGAGGAGUUCCUGUCCUUGGCGAACUGGAACAUUCUGAAGCAUCCUCAGGCCUCGUCCUCGAUGAUGUCCAACCUCCAGCGCAACUUUGGGCGGCUCUACGCAGCCCAGCAGCGCUACAACGAGGCUCUACAAGCUUUUGCCACGGAUAUCUACUACUCAUCCCUGGAGUUUGGUCCAGAAAACAUCCGCUCAGCGCCCUCGUACUUCCACAUGGGCCGUGUUUUUCAGAGUCAUCAGAAGGCCGAAAGAGCCUCCUCCUUUUACACCAAAGUCGUGGAUGUGUACGGAAAGUUUCUGGACACCUGGAUGCGCUCUGGAACGGGGGAGCAGUCGACGGAGAUCACCUCCGUAGAGGUGGAGGAGGCCGUAGAAAUUGUCAAACACAUCACGGAAUACCACGAGAAGCGGUUGGAGUCGGAGAGGGACGCGGACCAGUGCAGGCUCGGACUCGCCGAGGGUCGACAAGCCUUGGGGCUGCUCCUAGCUUACACCGGUGAUAUGAGUACCGGCAGAGACUACCUCAACGCCGCCGUGGAAACGUACCAGUCCGUCCUCGGCGAAGAGCACGCCAAAAGCAAGCAAUGCCAGAAGCACCUGGAGACGCUGGAAAAGCGCAGCGCUCUCCUUUAG
Molecule: messenger RNA, 16281 nt
Organism: Symbiodinium sp. CCMP2592
Lineage: Eukaryota; Dinophyceae; Suessiales; Symbiodiniaceae
Source: the annotation of a GenBank genome assembly